This is a messenger RNA of Musca vetustissima, 1800 nucleotides long. RefSeq names its product transcription factor grauzone-like. Gene Ontology annotation, biological process: regulation of transcription by RNA polymerase II. Bases 1 to 1800 code for a protein of 599 amino acids. The record is from RefSeq and is a predicted model, not a curated record. NCBI's taxonomy places the organism in Eukaryota, Metazoa, Arthropoda, Insecta, Diptera, Muscidae. The transcript is spliced from 4 exons. Gene Ontology annotation, cellular component: nucleus. Gene Ontology annotation, molecular function: RNA polymerase II transcription regulatory region sequence-specific DNA binding; zinc ion binding; DNA-binding transcription factor activity, RNA polymerase II-specific.
AUGUUAUGCUGUCUGUGCUUAAAGGAGUCGGAAGAUGUCACAAAAAUCUUCGACAAUUGUGAAAAUUCAGAACCAAAUAUUGCCAAAAUUUUGGCAAAACAUUUUUGGUUUGAGCCCCUCAAGGAAGAUCCUGUAUUUUCGGCUAUAUGCAUGUUAUGUUGGAGGAAACUAUACGAUUUUCACGAAUUUUAUGAAAUGGUAGAGCAUGUUCAUCAGCGCUACAAGGAACCGGAAGUUAUUACUGUAAAAACCGAGUCUGGCGCUUUGGAAUUUUCCUCAAAUAAAGAUGAGCCAAUUGAAGAACUUGAAGAAUUCAUGAUGGAAGUGCCAUUUACUGGAGACAUGCAGCUAUUAAACAAAAUAUCGGAAGAUGUUUCCGAUACAAACUAUGAUAGUUCUGAUGACAGUGAUAAUUUCGACAUGUUCCCUAAUGAAUCUCAGCAUUCAGAUCCUUUCGACCAUGCAGACGUCAAUGAGGCUACCGACACCCCAUCUGAAGCGCAUUCGAAGGACUUGGAUUCAAAGACAGCACCAGAAUCAACUGAGAAUAUUUCAAAUACAAUUAGUAUUGAAGAACAAAUACCGGAAAAACGUAAAAGAGGUAGAAAACCUAAAAAUAAGGAUUCAACUGCUGCUUCGGAGGCAUGCGAAAACAAAAACAAAAAAUCAAAAACAAAAGCUAAAGGAAAGGCCAAUGACAAACCGGAAGAGGAAAGCGCUUACAAAAUAAAAAUGAAAUCGUUCGAUGAAGAAAUCGCCCAAUACAUGGGUCUGCACUGCGAUGUUUGUAACAUAGCUGUGGACAAUUUUGCUGGUAUCAAAAAUCACAUGAGAACGGUGCAUAACAUCGAAAAUGGUUAUGUGAAAUGUUGCGACAAAAUGUUUUACAAAAGAGCUAAUCUUUUACAUCAUAUACGGCAUCAUGUUGAUCCCAAUUGUUAUAGAUGUGACGAAUGUAAUCAAAUAUUUUCCGACUAUCAAUCUCUGAGAAAUCACAACUUCAUAAAACACCAAAGGGAGGAGGAUAAAAUAUACGCCUGCAAUGAAUGCCCCAAGAAAUUUGCCAAAAAAUAUCUUUUGGAACAGCAUAGGACAUUUAAGCACAAAGAUCGUUUCAAACAGUGUAAAACAUGCAAUAGAAGAUACAAAACACUGGAGGAGCUACAAGAACACAACAAGGAACCCUGUGCUGGCGGCAGGAUGUGUGAUAUUUGUGCCAAAGUCAUAUUUGGACCAAGUGCUUUUUUGCGACACCAAAUGGAGCAUAACGGCCAGGCCAAAGUCCAAUGCGAUCUAUGUGGUUCGUGGCAUAAGGAUAAAUAUGCCCUGAGAAAACAUAAACGACGGCAUAUGCAACCAAAAACACCUCAUGUUUGCGACAUAUGCAAUAAGGUAUCACCCAGUCGAGAUGCCAUGGAAAGCCAUAAAAAGUAUGCCCAUCGAACACCAGACAAGGCGUUCCAAUGUGAAUUCUGUAAGAAAUGUUUUAAGCGACCAAGAUCGUUGAAGGAGCAUUUAAGUACGCAUACCGGUGAAUUUCUAUACACUUGCCCGCACUGCCCAAAAACGUUUAACUCGAACGCAAAUAUGCAUUCGCAUCGGAAAAAUGUUCAUCCCAUCGAAUUUGAGGAGGCACGUAAACGAAGAAAACGUGUUGGAUAUUUAGGAGACCAAUUACCAGUAGUCGAACCACAAAAAGUGGUAACAAACAACACAAAUAAUGAUAGCGCAGACAAUAGUAAUAUUCUGGCGACGAAUGUAUCUCCCCCAACUAAAGAAAAUGACAUUACAAUUCUCUAA